AAAACAUAACUUUGUUUCUUUUUCGAGUUCCGACUCCAUAUUGAGCAUAGGUCGUUAUGUCAAUUUUCUUCCUUUCAUGUCAGCCAAUUCUCUAAGGAAAUUACUCAGCAAGUUUGAGUCCCUCUUCACCAUACCAUUUGACUUGUCUACUUCUGCCAUUGCUGACCACCCAUUCCUCCAUUUUACCCAUCUUUUAAGCUCAUGUCAUUCCCUCCCAGCCCUCAAACAGUUGCACACUCUGGUCUUGACAACUGGUUACCACAAAAACCUCCUAAUAUGCACAAAGAUUGUAUCUUUAGCUUGUUUUUUAUCGCCCACAAUGGACUAUGCACGAAAACUGUUCGACCAAAUGCCUCAAAGAGAUGUCUUUGCUUGGAACACCUUGAUUCGGGGAUAUUCCAAUCUGGGUCCUUGUCAAGAAUCCAUCUUUCUUUAUAAAGAGUUGCAUUUACAGGGAGUUUUGCCUGAUAACUAUACAUUCCCUUUUGUACUUCGUUCUUGCUCUGUGUUGUCAGCUUUGAAGGAAGGUAGGGAAAUACAUUGUAACAUAAUUAAACAUGGGUUUGAAUCUGAUGUGUUUGUGCAGAGUUCUUUGAUUAGUCUGUAUGCGCAGAGCGGGGAGACGUUGGAUUCGGAGUUGGUGUUUGAUCAAAUGAGAGUGAGGAAUAUAGUUUCUUGGACUGCGAUGAUUGCAGGGUAUGUGCAAAAUGGAAUUCAUGAGAAGGGAUUAGGAGUUUUUCUCAAAAUGGUUGAUUCGGGUACUCUACCGAAUGCUAUUACUUUGGUGAGUGUGCUUCCUGCUUGUGCACGGUUGGAUUGUUUGGAUUUGGGAAUGUUGAUUCAUGGAUAUAGUAUUAAGUUAGGGGUGGAAACAGAUGUUUCACUAGUUAAUGCUUUGGUUGCAUUCUAUGGGAAGUGUGGACUAGUUGAUGUCGCUUGGUCUUUGUUUGAUCAAAUGAAGGAGCAUAGUGUGGUUUCAUGGAAUGCAAUAAUUGCUGCUUAUGAGCAAAAUGAUGUUUCCUCCACAAUAAAGCUAUUUCAUAGAAUGCUAGAUCAAGGGGUAGAGUUCGAUUAUAUUACAGUAGUUACUGUUAUUUCAGCUUGUGCCAGGUUGGGGGCUCUAGGUACUGGAAAAUGGAUUCAUGAGCUUGUCAAAAGCAGAGGUUUAGAAUGGAAUGUUCCAAUCACAAAUGCACUAAUCGAUAUGUAUGCAAAAUGUGGGAGUAUAGAAUCGGCAAGAGAUGUUUUUGACAGGUUACCUAUUAGAAGUGUGGUUUCCUGGUCAUCAAUUAUAGGGGCUUGUGCUUCACAUGGUCAUGGGAGAGAUGCUCUUGAGUUGUUUUCAAGGAUGAAAGAAGAAGGAGUCCCACCUAAUAGCUUCACCUUCACUGCUGUAUUGACAGCUUGUCGACAUUCAGGUCUUGUCGAGGAAGGGAGGAAGCACUUUGAGAGCAUGAGAAUGGAAUACUCGAUAGUGCCAGGGGUGGAGCAAUGUGCUUGUAUGGUGGAUCUUCUAGGACGAUCAGGACAACUUCUUGAGGCUUAUGAAUUUAUAGAGAACAUGCCUAUUGAGCCUGAUGCGGAUGUUUGGGGAGCUUUGCUUGGUGCUUGCAGAAUUCACGGCAAUCUUGAGAUGGCAGAAUAUGUAGCAGAUCGACUAUUUGAUUUCAAUCCCCAGGCAGUACCUUUCUACAUACUCAUGAAAAAUAUCUAUGCUGAAGCCGGAAGGUGGGACGAUGUAGCUAGGUUGAAAUUUUUGUUGGAAGAAUUGGAAGUGGAAAAGAUUCCUGGUAAAAGUUCAGUUGAGAUAAAUCGACGGAUUCACACAUUUUUGUCUGGGUCAAGGAUUUCAAACUUCUCAAGAGUUCCACCCCGCGAAUAUGUUCAACUGAAGUAACAGCAAGCAGCUUUUUGUCUCCUAUUGUUAUUUAAGCAUUAGAGUACUAUAUUAUCUGUCACAGUCAAUUGAAGAGUACUUUUGCAGCUUGGUCAUCCUGGACUUUUGAGCCAGAGACACCUAUGUCCAAACAAUUAGAAGAAAUUCAAUAUAUUCCCUUUUGAGAGCAAGUCAUCCUUUCCGCACACAACAUAAUUUGUACUGCGCUCUCCAACUGUGCUUCUGAAGGUUGGGAAAAUUUGAUGGUUAUCUAAGGAAUAUUAACUUGGGUGGGGAGAAUGUAGAUGAUUGUAAGAUUCAUCAUCUCGAUCUUCCAACUGGCUUCUGUUCACCAGAGUUUGAAUCUCUGAUAGUAAAGUUUCGCCCAAAUUACUGGUUGUAUUAACUAGGUUGCUGUUUCGACGAAGAAACAGGAUGCUCAAUCUCAGCUUGAGACAAAAACAGAAGAGUGGUGAUGCAGCAAAACGUCUUGAAGAUGCAAUCGACAGAAUUAAGACUCAAAAGAUACGAAUGCACUUCUGAAUGUGAAAGAACAUCUCUUUUCUUUUCUCGGAAACUGGUAAGGUCGUAUUCCUCAGAACAGGGCGGGAUUGAUUGUUCUACCUUAAAAACAUGGUUUACCUUCCAGGUAUUAGUGCUGGAGACCAUCAAAAAACAAGAGUUUUAACAGGAAAGAAAAUACUAACAGAGAUCCUAACAAAUCUACAAGUUCUGUCUCCUCUAAAAAGGGUGACUAUUGGUCUCUUCAUCAUUCCCACAUAGUUGACAUUAGGAAACAAUGUGCGGACCUUUGUUAGGGAGCGUUUUACCCUCAAUAUGAGACUUCCUUGCGUGAAUUCGGAUUUAAUCGGGCUCCAAUGUGUGCACUAGACACCGAGUGUUAAAGCAUGCAUUUCUGGCCACCAACCAAUAUGUUUCUAUCUCAAAGACCACCAACCAAUAUGUUUCUAUCUCAAAGACUACCAUCCAUGAUAUGUUUCUAUCUCAAAGAAUCUGGAUCUGAGCUAGUGCAUUUAGGAGUCGUUUGAUACAAAGAUUAAUAACGCAGGGAUUAGUAACACAGAAAUUAGUAAUGCAGAGUAUAUUUUAUCCAGUGUUUGGUUCAUUAUUUCCAAUUUCAUCUUGUGUUUGAAUUAAAACUCCAUUAAAAAAAUUUCUUUACAAUUAUACCUU
Solanum lycopersicum (tomato) is the source of this 3070-nucleotide messenger RNA. RefSeq names its product pentatricopeptide repeat-containing protein At2g29760, chloroplastic-like. The record is from RefSeq and is a predicted model, not a curated record. NCBI's taxonomy places the organism in Eukaryota, Viridiplantae, Streptophyta, Magnoliopsida, Solanales, Solanaceae. Gene Ontology annotation, molecular function: protein binding.